This is a messenger RNA of Colletotrichum paranaense, 4167 nucleotides long. Its product is annotated as cytochrome b5-like Heme/Steroid binding domain-containing protein. The transcript is spliced from 7 exons. Bases 1 to 4167 code for a protein of 1388 amino acids. NCBI's taxonomy places the organism in Eukaryota, Fungi, Ascomycota, Sordariomycetes, Glomerellales, Glomerellaceae. Gene Ontology annotation, molecular function: heme binding. The record is from RefSeq and is a predicted model, not a curated record.
AUGGCUGGCGUCAGCUCCGAAUCGAGCCUCUGGGCGAUACGGUAUCCCAACUGGGAUACAACUAGGGAAGCCUUCGAGGAUGACAAAACCCCAGUACCGAAACCGCCAUCCGUAGCAAUCGACUGGCUUUUCUUCAGCGAGACUUUUCAAAUGAGAGCCCUUGGGGGGCUGCGUUUGCCAGAAUACUGGGCCCUGCAAGACAUCGACGCAUAUGGACCAACCUACCGCGUAUCGGACGUGGCAGGUGCCAUCGAAGACGAAAGCGAUCCAUUCAUUGAUGCCGAUCCACGCGAGAAACUGUCAAACUUUAUGGAUGGUUUGACACUGUACCCGUACGUAUCUUGGGCAACCAGUGACUUUGUCGAGGUGGACGAAACGAAGUGGUUCAAGAUCUUCCGAAGGGAGAGAUGGUCGAGCUACAAGCACCCCGACCCCAACGGGCUAUCGAUCGAUAUCGACGACGACGCAACAUGGGCCAAAAUAAGCAGAGUCAUCGAGCUUGCAAAUAGAAUUCUGAAAGAAGCAGUCAGUCAUGAAUGGUGUGUUCCCACUUUACACGUACGAACAGAAUCAGAGGCCUUUGUUCUCCGGCUGGCAAGUUUUCUAAAGGAGGAUUCCCGUGAAGUUCGACGGGAUGUGAUGGUAGGGUCAAAACAUCAGGCCCCUCGGAACGGUACCAUCGUCCGCGUCAAGCCGGUCAGCCCCGAAUCCCGUCUUAGUCCAACAGAAGCUCGAAAGGUUCUUGACGACAUCGCCGACACUUUCUUUUGGGGAUUCUAUCUUAGAGAAGAAUGGCCUUCAGCUAUUGGAUUGACAACAAAGCUCAUUGACAAGAACGGGAGGCAGCUCAAGUGGAUGCGUGUUGGUAUCGAGUAUUUCCAGCCGAUAUUCCAAAACAUGAUGUUCCAGGACCCUGAAGGCCGCCAGGCAACGUUUCUGGUGACCAAGACUCAUGGUAUAUCUGGCCACAUGCACAGAUCGUAUCAAGAAAAGCAUCCCGAGGAACCGCUCAUGGCGACUGAAGUUUUCUGGGACGAAGAGAAGUAUGCAGAGGCGGGCAUUUCUUGGGAAAUGUCAUUCUUUGGAUUUUCCUUGAAGGACGUUUCCGGCGGUCCCCAAAAGGCUGGUCAUGCCCUCUUCGGCAUACGUGCCCCUUGGCCAGCUUUCUGCGUGUCAAGCGUCGGUCACAUGGAUACCUACGACAAAGGGCCUCUCACGGAAGCAUUUCGGGAACAUCGGCCCGGCAUACCUGCCAUCGUCCCUUGCGCGAUGACAACUUCUGACUUUUGGGAGACCCAUGUGCCAAAAUACGGAUACAAGGCACUGAGAUACAAGGGGGUCAGUGUUUCUGAACGGGUUUGGGAGAGCCAUUAUCAAGACGCCGCACGAACCUCGCGAGCCAAGAUUCUUGACCCCCCUUAUUCGGAAUACGGUCGCCUUGAUCAUAGUAUGAGAAUGAUUGCUCAGCGCUUGAGACUUAGACGAUUGGAGCUCCGAAGGCUGAGGCCAUGGUACAAGGAAGAAUACACCAAAUGGCAUGCUACGAUAUAUGCCGAGACUCAACUGCGAUGCAAAUUGGCCGACAUUGGGUCUUCGUCUAAAUCCCAUCACGACACACACGAAUCCGAUAUUCGGCACCAGCUCAAGAGCGUCUUGUGGCCAUAUAACCAUAGUCUCGAUGUCGCCAAAUUCAAGAUUCGACACAAAACGACAUCGAGGUUCCUCUACCACGCCUACGCAUAUCUGUGGUUGGCAACGCUGCCCGUCAGGAAGAAGCCUACGCCAUCCAGUCGUCCGACCUCAAGGCCACUGCAUCCCGAAAGACUGAGCAUACCCAAAGCUGCUGGAGGCCAGGAGCUCAUUGACCUUGCUACUAAUCAGGGAAAAAGAACAUCAGUAGCGACGGACACGUACCUACACAACUCCAAUACCCCAAGCCACGACAAAGAGCUGUGCAUGGAAAACGCCAAACUGUCGUUUUUACGAUGGAAAGUUCUCGGAAAUGUGUCACCUGAGGUGGCUAAAGGUUUCGAGUAUGACUGGCGUGAUAUAAGGAGAAUGAUGGAUCAAUCCCCCUAUGACCAUGGGUGGUUAACUUACAAUUACCGAGACUUGCCCACCCACGUCACUCAAGAGAUGCAUUACCCUAUCGGAGCAUCGCAGGUUCAAGGACUUCCCUCGAAGAGGAUUGACCUUGACGACGCCGAUCUUCCAUCCUGGGCAGUCGCGAGACCGGUGAUCGCUCAAGUGCCGGUCCCGUUGCGAGGCAAAUCUGCUGAGAUCACCCCUCCGCUUCGCCACUACCACGUAGGCGAAAUUGGUGAUCAUCAACGCGUCGGUAGCGGAGUCAAGUGGUUUGUCCACAAAGCCGACGGUGAUGACAGGCAUUUAAUUUACGACUUUAGUGGGAUAUUGUCGUCGGAAUAUGGGUGGGAUGCUGCAACUCGAGAGAAACUGACAAUGAGGCCAGAUUCCUCCAGUCCUGUCUUGAAUAGAGUGCUUCGCACAGGAGACAUGAACGAGAAGGUCCGUGAAUUGUGUUUGAAAAAUGGGCCCAUUGGACAAGUGAUGCGGCUCAUGCGCACGGAAGAUAUCAGACUGGCUUACAACAGAGACCGCUUGUCAUGUGUAGCCUUGGGUAACCACGUUUUUGAUCUGACGUGUGAUCUGACAAGCUCGUACGCUGAUCUUUCAGACUUCCAACUGGCAGAACACAUGCAACCUUUACUGGUGAUUAUUAAGCUAAAACGACAGGAAAAUCCUCUCCUCAGGGCAGUCAGUUUAGGAUAUAAUCCUGAUGUUAUCGUCAACUUCCUUCGGCCUUAUCAGAUUGGGAUCAGGACGCAAGAGCUUGAGAGGUACAGCGUUUAUCGAUUACGCCAUUUCACAUUGAACGAAGUCAAGUGGCACGUUUACCCAGAGACAGGGAUCUACACCAUCUUCAAAGGGCAUUCGGUAAUAGAUCUUACAGACUUCAUGAAAUUUCAUCCUGGUGGUAUGGAGAUUCUGCAGAGCGUCGCCGGGAAAGACUGUACACGUCAAUUCAAGCAGUACCAUCAAGUCCCAACGGGUUUCCUUGGUGUCACUACACAUGUCUAUUUCGAAAGGCUGCAAGUUGGUAAGAUCGUCUCUGAGCAAAGCCCAGGCGUUAUAUCUCCGGAUCAAAUUGUAAUUCGAAAUCAAGUCUUCAGCCGAAAGGGUAAGCAUAGAAAACGUUUCCGGACUAAAGAUGAAGUUCCUACUGACAGUAGUCGCUUAGCGGAUCUUUCAAGGCUGUCAGGUAGCGCCUUAGACGGGUUAAGGAGUCUCCUGGCAUCCGAAGAACUUGAAGAAUACUGGGGAAAGAAUGUGACGGCCCAGAUGGACACAGCAAGCCCGCCAAAAAUACUUUGCAGACUGUUUGAUACAAAAUGGCUUGUUGUCGCCAAGGUUGUCGCGCCAAUAGACACACUGCCUUUCAUGGACGAUCAAAUGUUGGCGCGCAUGGACGGCAAAGUUGAGCCCUGGGGCUUCCAUGAAUCCUACGUUUCUGACAGCAAGUACAUAUACAACUUGACUUCAUACCUCAGAUACGGAAAACCUGACGGGUACAACGAGCUUUUGAAAGCUCGUGCCGGAACAACGCUCUCCAACUCAUUACAAGACCAAGAACUGAAGCGAAGGCUGUGGUCAGACUUCCAAUAUCGAAUUAUAGCACAGCAUGGUCCGAAUCAAGAUGCUGAUUUCGAUUGGAAAAGGUCCUUCAGGCCGAUCUCCGAAGAUGUGCCUGACUUUGAAGGUAAUGAAACUUCGAAAGUCACACCUGCUAUGUCAGUUGCUCAAGCUGCGGGAAAGGGCAAUGCGACUCGUGCUUCAGACCAGAUUGUCCAACCAAUCCAGAGCGUGGCCGGCACGAAACGCAAGCAUAACGGGCAGCUCAAGGUACAGGAAGAGCGCAUCAAGGCUGUUACUACAAGCCGAUUUGCACUGCCAGAACAAGUAGCUGCAGGCGUGAAACGAAAGAGCUCGCCGACUCCGGUCCGGCCGUACAAAAAGGUAGUCAAAGAAUCUCGUGGCUCUGUUGGUGGUCCUUCGUCUGGGAUUGAAGGCUCAAGCAGAACAAGUUCAAGGGGAACAGAGAAGCCGAGGCAAGAAUGGGAGUGGAAGGACUUGUACAUGUAUCGAUGA